AUGGAGAAUAACAAAGAUGUCAUUUUAAUUACAACAUUAUUGCCAAUGACGAUUGUUAUUGGAAAUGUAUUACAUUGGGAAUGUGGUAAAAAGUGUAGCAGGUAUCUACAAUCAAAUAAAUGCUGCAACACUAACAGGUGCCAUUGAUAUUGUGGUCAUUAAACAAGAAGAUGGCAGUUUUAUUGGAAGUCCGUUUCAUGUACGCUUUGGGAAACUGGGAGUACUGAGCAGUCGUGAGAAAGUUGUUGAAAUUGCUAUCAACAAUGUUGAAGUGGAUUUGCAAAUGAAACUCGGUGUAGCUGGUGAAGCAUUCUUUGUGGAGCGCGCAUCAAUGAAGGAGAGCAUACCUUUAAAUCUUGCAACAUCACCAUUACCUUCUUCAUCAAAUUUGCUUGAUUUUCAAUUUAGUCAUGAAAAUGUCAAGGAUUUUAUUACGGAUGACGAAGAGACACAGAAUUCGGACUACUUGACUAUGAAUGUAAAAGCAACCAGAACAUCUUCUAUGCCUAUCAUUCCAAACGAAAGUCCAAACAAUGAUAUACGUAAGCAUCAAUCAGAUAAUAUUGCAAUACCUGGUGUAGAUAAGACAAUGUUAUAUGGGCUAAACCAAGACCAUGAACAACAUUUAUCAAUUCCAGCAUUAGCAACUUCCAAAAUCAGAGAACUGCAAUCAAAUUACCCCCUCUCAGAUAUGGACAGCCCUAUAUCAACCCCACUAUCACGAAGCCCUGAAGAUCCAUCACCGAUUCGUCAGAUAUUUAGUGACACUGAGGCAGAAGUUGGUGUUGAAAAGACAUCAUCGGUUAAUCAAAAUAUAACCUGGGAGUGGGGCAUGCUUCCAAAGAGUCCUGCUAUUCAAAAAAAGAGUCCGAGGGACAAUAAAUCCAGCACUACGGAGCGAAAGAGAAAGGCAGAGAAACAUAGAAAGGCUAAGCGAGAGACACUGCAAGAAAAAGUUAGCUCUUCCGAGGGUUUGUUGUUGGAGGAUGUUUUGGCAGCUGACAGGGAGGUUGCGCAACUAUAUCUGAAUAGGGCGAAUUCUAUCGAUGACGUCGACUCCGGAUGUGGGCGAGAGUCGACACCAGUGACGUCAUCAAUUGGAGAUAAUGAAGAACACACUAAUGCCACCUCUUCUCCAACUGACGAGCAAAAUAAAGACGACACUCUACCACUUUCAGAUCUAAGUGAACCUGGUGAACUUGAUAUGUCAUUGUGUGGCGACCUGAAGAAUAGGAUGGUUGAACCAGAGAAGUUUUUAGAGUCACGAGUAACAUAUGAACAGUUUUGUGAAAAUCCAGAAUUACUGAACGAUCCGAAGCUGGUCAUCAGGAUAGAUAACAGGUACUACAAUUGGGCGGUUGCAGCGCCCUUUCUUAUGUCGCAUUUGGUGUAUCAAAAAACUUUGCUGCCUGACAGUUUAAAGCAACUCAAGCAAAAAUACAUGCCUAAAAAAAGGCGGGGAUGGUUUUCGUGGAGAACUGCGCCCGAGGAAUCAUCCGACGAAGAUAAAAAUGACGACAAGAAAGGAUCACAUCUGACACCCCAACGACAGUUGAGCAGUGCUGACGAGUUGGAGUUAGAGAAUGGAAGUAUCUCUGUGCACACAGUUGAUCAAACCGAUUUCACUGAGUUUAAGAAGACUUUGCGUUUGACGUCAGAACAUUGGCGUUCAUUGAAUCUUCAACAUGGCGCCAACAAAGUAACGUUUACAGUCACGACGAGAUACCAGGGCACUGCAUCUUGUGACGCUCGUAUCUUUCUCUGGAAUUAUUCCGAUAAAAUUGUAAUUUCUGAUAUUGACGGGACCAUAACCCGAUCAGAUGUAUUGGGGCAAAUCCUUCCCGCUGUUGGUAAAGACUGGUCACAGAGUAACGUCACUGGAUUGUUUAGUAAGAUAAAAAAGAAUGGCUAUAACUUUAUGUAUUUAUCUGCGAGGGCGAUUGGACAGGCUCAAAUUACAAGAGAUUUUUUAAAGAGUGUUAAACAAGGAGAAACGACAUUACCUGAUGGCCCAGUUCUCUUGACUCCUACUUCACUAUUUAAUGCAUUUAAAAAAGAGGUGAUCGAACGAAAGCCAGAAGAAUUCAAGAUAUCGUGUAUGCGAGACGUGCAGAGCUUAUUUCCGAAAACCUCCAAUCCGUUCUUUUCUGGUUUCGGAAAUCGACUAAAUGACGUUUGGGCAUAUCGAGCAGUUGGUAUUCCAAUUUCUCGCAUCUUUACAAUCAACUAUAAGGGAGAGAUCAAGCACGAACUGACGAAUGCGUUCACUUCAUCGUAUGGCAAACUAAUCGACUUGGUUGACCAAAUGUUUCCUCCUUUAACUUCUUCGAAAACGACCGAUCCAUCGAGAUCAGAAUACACAUUAUUUUGUUAUUGGAGAACUCCUGUUAUGGCGGUGCCAGAAGACGAUGUUGACGAGUUUGAGUUUCCAUAAAGACCUCCAUUAACAAAUCAUGCUUUAUAAUGACUUAUUAUUUACUCUGCAGUUAAAAAAACUUUCGUCACACAACAAAUUAGAGUCAGCGAUGCGUUAUUUUAUUUUUAGUACUAUUUUUAAAUUGCGUAGAUGUUUAACCAGGAUAGAAAUUCAAAGGAGAAAAAAAAUUCAUCCGUAAAACUAAAAAUUUGAACGGUAUAUUUAUUUCAAUCGUAAUGACAAACUCCUGUCCUGAUUUUAAAAUUUUAUGUAUGGACAAGCUGAUUUCAACAGUGUUUUCAAUUUUUUUCAAUCUUUUUUGUUACUUUAAAAAAUGCUUAUUAAUCAAUAAUAUAUACAUGAAUGGCAUUUUGCAACUAUUUUUUACUACGUUUUGUUUCUUGUUGAAUUUUUUCAUGAGUAAACUGCGCCUUCGUGCUCGUGUCCACGACUAACGUAGUCACAAUCUCCAUGGCAACAAUUCUUUCGAUUGUAACUAAGUUUACACAAUCUUUGUAAAUUUUGCCAAUAAAUGAUAGUGCAUUUUUAUGUAUAUUGUAUAGAACGAGAUGAUGACUGGUAUUUUGGAAA
Messenger RNA from Hydractinia symbiolongicarpus, 3007 nucleotides. RefSeq names its product phosphatidate phosphatase LPIN3-like. The record is from RefSeq and is a predicted model, not a curated record. Gene Ontology annotation, biological process: cellular response to insulin stimulus; triglyceride biosynthetic process; positive regulation of transcription by RNA polymerase II. Lineage: Eukaryota; Metazoa; Cnidaria; Hydrozoa; Anthoathecata; Hydractiniidae. Gene Ontology annotation, molecular function: phosphatidate phosphatase activity; transcription coactivator activity. Bases 65 to 2434 code for a protein of 789 amino acids. The transcript is spliced from 20 exons. Gene Ontology annotation, cellular component: nucleus.